Messenger RNA from Ostrea edulis (European flat oyster), 4369 nucleotides. RefSeq names its product formin-binding protein 4-like. Gene Ontology annotation, molecular function: protein binding. The coding region runs from base 172 to 3672 and encodes 1166 amino acids. The record is from RefSeq and is a predicted model, not a curated record. The transcript has 18 exons. NCBI's taxonomy places the organism in Eukaryota, Metazoa, Mollusca, Bivalvia, Ostreida, Ostreidae.
CUUUCAUUUUUCUCAACCAAUCAAAUGAAACGUUAGUAAGGCUACAUAAGUACACCAUGCUGACCGAUUUUCUUAUUUGGAUGAAAAGCUAGAUUUUGCAGCUUUGUUUACAAAUUAUAUGUUACCACAAAUGUAUAUCGACUUCUGAAUACAUUACCCCACGUUUAAGGAAUGGGUCGUACAAGAGGGAGUAGAAGACAUGUGUUACAGCUGAAUGACAACAAAGAGAGCUAUCUAGCUAAAUAUGGAUACAGUAGACAGGAAGGAAAUGGAAAUGAAGAUGACAACAGUGGGUCUGACAUGGAAACUGACCAAGAUAAUGAAGGAGUUCCUGAAGCGUCCAGCUCCAGUAAAAAUCCACCCGACACGCCAGACAUCGACGACAAGGUGGCAAACUUCCUUGCUGAAAUCCAGUCCAUAGACCCAGAGACAGAGGAUGAUCCAGAUGCUAGACCAAGCUUCCAGAAUGGUGGGGGUAUAGCUAUCCCCCCUCCCACCUUUUCCCUCAAUUCAAGCCAGUCUCUUCCAGAAAAAAUACAGGAACCAGAUCGAUCAGUCCCGAAGAAGUCUGGGAAUGCCUACAAGAGCAUGUUUGUUAAGGGGGAGUCUGAAUUUGUCCGACCUAGUGGAGAGAAGGAAGUCGUCAAAUCAGUUCCAGGGGACAUUGAAUGGCCUGAAGAGCCCAGCACGGUCUGGCAGCAGACGUUGGAUGAGAAUACACAGUACCACUAUUACUGGAACACAGUAACUAACGAGGUUACCUGGGAGAUCCCCACAGAUUACACCAGGUACCUGCUCCUAUACAAAGAAUACGAAGAGAAAGUGGCCAAACUUAAAAAGGAGGGCAAGGUCAAACCUCCUCCCAAGACAGUUGCCAAAGUUCCAGAAGGACCAGUGCUUCCUGUGCCCAAACCAUUGAUAACCGAGAGUUCAUCACCUACUACUACUGCCACUGCUUUAACAGAUAAUCACACAUCAGGGGAGUCGGUGUCCUCGACCUCAGAAGUAGUCCCAGAAAUGAAUGAGGCGCAGACUUCUGGGAUUCUGAAAAACAAACAGGAAAGCCCUGCCCCAGUCCUUCCAGACAGUACCAACACUAAAACCAAAACUCCCCAGCUGGUGGCUUAUCAUGGAGGAAGCAGUGCUGAGAGCAGUACUGACAGCAGCGAAGAUUCAGACAGUGAUGAGGACUCAAAGAAGACUUCCAAACGCAACAAGAACCAGGAUACAGAUGACCUUGACAUUGAUGACAUUGACAAAGCUCUGGAGAUGGCAUUAGAAAAGAAAAAGUCACACAAAGAGCACAAGUCCAAAAGAAGAUCCUCCGAUUCAAAAUCAGAUGGUAAGGCCAGUCUCCCUAAGUCUAGGUCCCUGGUGGACGCCAUGAGAGAACAAGUCCAACAGAAACAGGAGAUAGAAGCCAGGAGGAAGGCAGCCAUUGAGGAGAUGAUGGCCAGGGAACUGGAGAGGAGGGUAGGCCCUCCAAGGAAAAGACCCACUCCAGAGGACCCUUCACUGCAUGGGGACUGGGAUUCCAAAAAGACCAAGGUAUUGGAGUACGAACAUGGCAGGAGAAGCAGGAGAGAUGAACGGGAAAGUCAAGGCCGGAGUAGUACAGACAAAGAUUAUGACAGAGACUCGCGACACAAGAGAGAUGAUCACAAGAAACACAAGAAGGAUGACCGAGACCGGGAUAGAAAGAGAGAGGAAAAGAAAAGGGACGAACACAGGAAGAAAGACAAACAGGAUGACAAGAGGAAAGAUGAAAAGAAACGGCAUAAGGAUAAAGACCGAGAGAAAGAUGACAAGAAGAAAGAUAAAAAGAAGGACAAACAGGACAAACAAAAGAAUGAGGAAAAGGAAGAAAAGACAGCACCGGAAAAGAAGUCAAAGGAAUCAAAGCAAGAAGGAUCUGAAGAGAAACCAGAGGAAAAAAUUGAAGUCAAGAAAGUGCCAGAGGCUGCGGUGAAGAAGGAGCCAGUGACCCCGCCUCCACCGUCGGGAGUGAAGAAAGCAGAACCAUCGCCACCAAUUGUGAAAGCAGAAGUCCUUCAUUCAGGGGAGAGUCAUCUGACUCCUGUACAGUUAGCCAAUCUGAAGAUGCAAGCUUCUGAGUUAGUGGAACUGGCACUCAGUAAGCUAGAGUUUUUAGAGGUAACGAAAAAGGGGCUUUCCAAAUUGCAGAUCUUGUUGGUUGAAUUGGAGACACGACAGCAAGAUUGGCAGUCAGGUGGAUUGACCACAGAAUACUUCUUGUUAAAACUGGAGGAAGCAAAUCGCCAAUUACAGCAGUAUGAGCAGAGUGCAGCGCCACCUGGCUGGACAUGCCACUGGGACAGAGCUUACAGGCGAUACUUCUACAUGAACAAGAAAACCAAUCGAACACAGUGGGAUUAUCCAGAAGAAGAGGAGGAGGAGGAGGAGGAAGAAGAGCCAGAUGAUGUGGCUGGCAAAGAGAGGCAACAUUCGAUGUCUUCCAGUCCACAAAGAGAUCUGGAGGAAGAUGCCAAUCGGAUGUUUGAUGUGGGGAACCGUAUUGAAGAGGUUGCCUCCAGCUCCACAAUAGACACUGAGAUCAAAUCAAAGUCACUCAAUAGUCAGAAGUCAGAAAAAUCUCACAGAGUGAUGGAGAAUUCUUUGGAUUCCACAGACAGUCACAAAUUUACUUUAGACAAUUCUGACAGUAUGGACAUUGAGGAUCAGCCUAAAGAACCCCCGGAGACCAGCCAGGCCAUUGAUGGGGAACCUGUUAGCUCCACCGUUCAGCCCACAGAGACAGGGGCACCAGAUACCACUGCCAUUCUGUCAGUCAUGGAUGAAAUUUUUCAAGGAAAGUCAAAGUAUAGAAAUUCUACACCAGUAUCUACCAUGGAUGUGACACAGGUGUCCCAGAGUUAUGACUACUCCAACAGUAUAGCUGCUGCAUCAGUCAUGCAGGGAGAACCCCCACCCCCUGGCACAGACCUAGAUCUACUCCUAGCUGCCCCUCCUCCCCCACCCCCUCCAGCUGAUGAAGCUUCUGAUGUUCCCAUGGAGACCUAUGACACCAGCGUUCCCAUCACAUAUUCCAGUAUUGAUGGGGAUCCCAUGGUGCACUCCAGUGUUGCUGAUAGCAUUUAUCCCUCAGAGGCUGGGGUCAUUUCAGCCGAAUCCUCAUAUACACCAGAGAGAAAGGAUGCACAGCCAGUGGUCGCACAGGAACUGGUUGUGAUUGCUCGUCCCCCUCAUGUAUUUUCACGGGACGAACCUGGAGUACCGGAGGUAGUGUCAGGGACGGAGUUUGUGCAGGAGAGUGUGUCAGGGGAAGUCACUCUUGCCACAGCAGAGUUGCCUAGCAGUAGUGGAAUUUCCAGUGAGAAAAAGAAGAAAAGGAAAGAUAAGUCCAUGAGUAGCUCAGGUUUGCACCUCAAGAAGAAGAAUGUGUCUUCACUUGUGCAGAAGUGGCAGAAAGUAAAGAAAGAAGUGGAAAUUGAGGAGCGGCACCGAGAGGAGCGUGAGCAGGCGAUAAGACAGAAACUUGAGGAGUGGAAGCAGGAAUACAACUGGUACGUCUUAUUAUUACAUUGGAGUAAGGUCCUGAAGAAUGUGAUAAAAUGUAAUCAGAGUAUUUACACCCUUAUUCUUAGACUGGGGAAGCCUUAUCAAAAUAAUUUUUAUCAUAGGUGUAUCUGAAAAUUGUGAGAAAAUAACAAAUUGUACCACAAUAACUGGAGGGGAAAAUAUAGAGUAUAAAUCAUAGAAACCUUUACCAUCUUAAUAGGUCUGUUUUCUCCAAAAUUUUGUUAUACAUAUACAUUUACUGUUUUGUAAUAAAAGUUAGCAAAAAAACAAAUAACCAUUCAUAAAUAAAGAUAUAAGGAUAUUGAAUACAUGUAUUGCCACUGUUUUCAUGUGUGGGUUUUUUUUUGGUUUUUUUUUUUUUUAUAGAGCUGAAGAGAACUAUUCAACAUGAAAGACUUCUUUGCUUUUAGCAAAAUCGAAUGCCUGUAGUUGAAUGGGAACUGAUGGUUGAUCUGCUUUGCUUUCUUCAUUUAUUUCCACGGAAAUAUGUGCUUAUUUAUAUUCUGUGUGUGAACCUGAACUGAAUCAGAGUGGAUGAUUUUAAACUAAUUGUUCUGUAAGAACUCUGGAAAAUGAUACCAGUGAAGAACAUUUUGACUCUUACAUUUAAUGUACACAGUUUUAAUGAUUAUGGAUGAGCUAGCAUAAAUUUAUCAUUGUUCAAUGUGUUGUUGGAAAUGUAUGUAUGCUUGUUAUUAGAUAUGAUAAUAUAUUGUAUAUGAAUAUCUGUAAAAUGAACAUUUUACAGAUUGAGAUAUGUGAUCAUGAAUUUUGCACAUGUUGUGCUUUAAUAAAAAGAAAAAUGUAA